AUGUUUCACAGUAACAAAUCCUCGAAAAUUACUCUGCAUAAGAAACUCUUUGCACCAGUAUCAAUUACUAGUGCUAUGGGAGCUGGUUCUUCGACGGAACCUAAAGCAAAGAUUCCGGUUUUGUUGUCAGCGGAAGCGGCGAUAGACACAGAAGUACAAGCGGAAGCAGAAACAAAAACACAAGAACGAAAUAUUGUGUCUGUGUCGUCAAAUCCCGUUUCUUCAGUAACAGAAUCUGAUGCAGCUUUGCUUCCUGCUGCGAUUCCAACCGCGGUUCCCAACACUCAUUCGACUACAGAUAGUAUAGAACCACUGGAUACUCAAGCAAAAAACAAAGUUGUCGCAAACACCAUUCAGAUUUUACCUCCUAGUCCUCCUCGAUCUCCGUUUUACUCUUCUUCUUCUGUUUCCUCCUCAUCCCACCACUCCUCACGCCAAUUCUCAACCCACAGACGCAACAUGUCAUCUACCUCCACCACAACCACCCAAUUCAAUUCUCCACCCCCUUCCUACACCCCUUUCAUGACAACGCCUCUCCCUCCCCAGCCCUUUCCAUAUCACAUGCAAAAUCAGCAUUUCCACACAAACAACUAUAGAUACCCAAAUGAAAAUAUGUAUAGCGAUGGAUUUGUCGCCGGUAAUCAAUUUGUAAAUGCGCAGCUGAAUCAUCAAGUUCUUUAUAGAACGGGAUAUGUAUCCGCAUCUCCUUCUCCGUCUCCGGGGCUGCAGCUUCCGGAUUUGGUGGGUGAGGUGUUGAGGUUGAGGGAUAGGUUGAAUUUGUUGGAAGGAGGUGUUUUGGCUGCGCCGGGUGAAGCUGAGGGGGGGGGGAGGGAUAAAAGAGGGGAUAUUGCAAAUGAUGAGGAAAGAAAAAAAAAGAAAGCGAAAGAAAUAGAAAGGGAAACUCGAGAAGCGAAAGAGAGAUGGGAGGAAAUUGAGAAAUGUGGAUUGGGGUAUGAGGAUUUUUUGGACGAGUUUUUCGGUGCUGAUUAUAGUGAUUGGAAGAUUGAAAAGUUUGAGUUUGAAGAGGAGGGAGAGUUUGAGGGGGGGCUGCGGGUGGAAUUGGGAGGGGGGAUGGAAGUGGUGGAUGAAGUUUUUGAUGUCGAUGAGAAGGGUAGGGAUGAAUUCGAAGAUGAGGAGGAUGAGGAGGGGGAAAAAGAAGAAGAGGUGGAGGAAGAAGAGGAGAGUGAAGAUGAAGCGGAGGAGAUUGAGAGUGAGGACGAAGCAGAGGAAAGCGAAAGUUCAGAAGAAAGUUCCUACGAACAAAGUCCAGAAGAAGAAAACCCGCCCAAACCCGAAGACACAAUAACCCUCCUCCCAUCCGUAUUCAUUAACGAACGCUCAAAGUCUCGUUUCCACCCUCCCUACUCAUCUUCUUCCUCUUCCUCCUCAACCUUUCCCUCCUAUUUCCCCCGCUCUUCCACCCCCUCAACACCGCAAUACAAUCACCAAAGAUUUCAAGAAAUUCCUCGAAAGGCCACACCCAUAGCCCCAGAUCCUCCUCAAGUCAUUCUACGAACACCAGAUCCAUUACUUCCGGAAUUCGGAUGUUAUUACAUCAUAAACGCUGGUUCUAUCAUGAAUAUAACGGUUAUAUAUCCCGUUACUUCUUUGCCGGAAAGUAUGGAUGAUUUGGGAGAGGAGAAGGAGGUGGUGAGAUGUGUGUUGGAGGGGUGGAAUAGAGGGAUUAUUGAUAAAUACGGGCACCGUCCAUCAAAAAGAGCAUACGCUGCUAUUAUCUACCCCGAUCCGCAAGUGCCCCUCCCCCGCAAAAAACUCCGCAUAGCACUUUCCUUCACUCCUAUCUAUCCCCCUCCAUCAUCUUCCACAUCCCCAUCCGCUAUUCCCACAACGAAAACUCCUACAAACCCAGAAGAUAUAACAACAGAUACAUCUAUCUAUAUCAGUACUACGAAUGGAUGCACUUCGUUUUCACUGAGUGAUAAUAAUGGAGUGAUGGAUUAUACGAAGUAUAAAGUGAAAUAUGGGAAUCAGAAUGUGCAUGAGAGACAUGAUGGGAUUUUGGAGGUGGAGAGAUUGAGGGGGGCCUUGGGGUGUGAGGUAUUUGGGAAAGAAGGUCAGGAGGGAGGAAAGGGAGAACAAGAAGAGGGAGAUGGCGUGAAAAACAAGUUGGGAGACGAGGAAGAGUAUUGGGAAAGCGAAGUGGUGAAGGAUAAGUGGAAAGAUGAUAGUCACGAUGUAGGAUGGGGAGAUGAUAAAAAAGGCUUUGGGUUAGAAAAUGGAAAAGAGAUAGAAGGGGGCUGGAUUUGA
Molecule: messenger RNA, 2268 nt
Organism: Botrytis porri
Lineage: Eukaryota; Fungi; Ascomycota; Leotiomycetes; Helotiales; Sclerotiniaceae
Exons: 4
Coding region: 1-2268 (755 amino acids)
Source: RefSeq, a predicted model, not a curated record